AUGGCGGUCCCCUUGGCCGCCUGGCUGUGGCUGAUGCACCUGGCCACCUGCCUGGCCGCCGGGCACGGCAUGGCUAGCAAGAAGGAGAUCAGCAUGGACGGGGACCUGGUGAUCGGGGGCCUCUUCCCCGUCCACGAGAAAGGAGCGGGGAGCGAAGACUGCGGCAAGAUCAACGAGCACCGGGGCAUCCAGCGCCUGGAGGCCAUGCUCUUCGCCCUGGACGAGAUCAACAAGGACGGGAGCAUCCUGCCGGGGGUGAGGCUGGGCGCCCACAUCCUCGACACCUGCUCCAAGGACACCUACGCCCUCGAGCAGUCCCUCGACUUUGUCCGCGCCUCCCUCACCAGGGUGGACGGCUCUGAGCACAUCUGCCCCGACGGCUCCUACGCUGUCCACGAUGACGUGCCCACCGCCAUCACCGGCGUCAUCGGUGGCUCCUACAGCGACGUUUCCAUCCAGGUGGCCAACCUGCUGCGGCUCUUCCAGAUCCCGCAGAUCAGCUAUGCCUCCACCAGCGCCAAGCUCAGCGACAAGUCCCGCUACGACUACUUCGCCCGCACCGUCCCGCCAGACUUCUACCAAGCCAAAGCCAUGGCGGAGAUCCUCCGCUUUUUCAACUGGACCUACGUCUCCACCGUGGCCUCGGAGGGCGACUACGGGGAGACGGGGAUCGAGGCCUUUGAGCAAGAAGCCCGCAUGCGCAACAUCUGCAUCGCCACCUCGGAGAAGGUGGGGCGCUCCAUGAACAAGAAGACCUACGAUGGGGUGGUCCGGGCUCUGCUGCAGAAGCCCAAUGCAAGAGUGGUCGUGCUGUUCACCCGAAGCGAAGACGCCCGGGAGCUGCUGGCGGCUGCCCAGAGAGCCAACGUGUCCUUCACGUGGGUGGCCAGUGAUGGGUGGGGAGCCCUGGAGAGCGUGGUGGCCGGGAGCGAGGCAGUGGCGGAGGGAGCCAUCACCAUCGAGCUGGCAGCCUACCCCAUUAAGGAGUUUGCUGCCUACUUCCGUAACCUCCACCCCUACAAUAACAGCCGAAAUCCCUGGUUUCGGGAAUUUUGGGAGCAGAAGUUCAAGUGCAGCUUCCACACGCAGGACUGUAGCCGGUACUCCCUCAAGACCGGCAAGUUUGAGCCAGAGUCCAAGAUCACAUUCGUGGUCAAUGCGGUCUAUGCCAUGGCUCACUCUCUCCACAACAUGCACCAGGCGCUGUGCCCCAAUGCCACCAAGCUCUGCGACGCCAUGAAGCCCGUCAAUGGCAAGAGGUUCUACAAGGACUUUAUGCUCAAUGUUAAUUUUGACGCUCCAUUCAGGCCAGCAGACAAAAGCGUCGUUCGAUUUGACCGCUACGGCGAUGGGAUCGGGCGCUACAACAUCUUCAACUAUCACCACAUGGACGGGCGGUAUCGGUAUCAGAAGGUGGGCUACUGGGCUGAGGGGCUCAUCCUCAACACCAGCCUCAUCCCGUGGGCUGAGACCUCCAUCCCUGUGUCCCAGUGCAGCGACCCCUGCAAGAAGAAUGAGAUAAAGAGUAUGCAGCCCGGAGACAUAUGCUGCUGGAUCUGCAUCCCCUGCCAGCCCUACGAGUACUUGCUGGAUGAGUUCACCUGCAUGGACUGCGGUCUCGGUUACUGGCCCAACGAGACCCUGAAUGGCUGCUACGAGUUGCCCCAAGAGUACAUCCGCUGGAAAGACGCCUGGGCCAUUGGUCCCGUCACUAUCUCUUGCCUGGGUUUUAUCUCCACCCUUUUCGUUUUCGGAGUCUUCAUGAAGAACAAUGACACCCCCAUCGUGAAGGCCUCCGGCCGCGAGCUCUGCUACAUUCUCCUGACUGGGGUCCUCAUGUGCUACAGCAUGACUUUCAUCUUCAUCGCGAAGCCCUCCACCGAGGUGUGCACGCUCCGGCGCCUGGGGCUGGGCACGUCCUUCGCCGUCUGCUAUUCGGCCCUCUUGACCAAGACGAAUCGCAUCGCCAGGAUCUUCAGCGGGGUGAAGGAGGGGGUCCAGCGCCCCCGGUUCAUAAGCCCCACAUCGCAGGUGGUCAUCUGCAUGGCCCUCAUCUCUUGCCAGCUGAUCAUCGUCAUCAUCUGGCUGCUGGUGGAGACGCCCGGCACAGGCAAGGAGACCGAGCCUGACAAGAGGUACAUCGUCACCCUCAAGUGCAACAACCGCGACUCCAACAUGCUCAUUUCGCUCACCUACAACGUCCUGUUGAUUGUCCUCUGCACGGUCUACGCCUUCAAGACACGGAAAUGCCCUGAAAACUUCAACGAGGCCAAGUUCAUUGGGUUCACCAUGUACACGACCUGCAUCAUCUGGCUGGCCUUUCUGCCCAUCUUCUACGUGACAUCCAGCGACUACCGAGUGCCCGGCUCCCUGCCCAUACCUGGUGGCACGAGCAUCUCCGCGUCCUGGCCGCUGCCAGCUCCAGCCGUGGGCACGUGGCGGGGCUGA
Gymnogyps californianus (California condor) is the source of this 2448-nucleotide messenger RNA. RefSeq names its product glutamate metabotropic receptor 2 (gene GRM2). Gene Ontology annotation, cellular component: membrane. Gene Ontology annotation, biological process: G protein-coupled glutamate receptor signaling pathway; regulation of synaptic transmission, glutamatergic. Gene Ontology annotation, molecular function: group II metabotropic glutamate receptor activity. Lineage: Eukaryota; Metazoa; Chordata; Aves; Accipitriformes; Cathartidae. The record is from RefSeq and is a predicted model, not a curated record.